AGAGCCCCAGCGCAUCUUUUUGCAUCAACAACUGUGUUUACUUUGGAUUUGCAGCAGCAGCGGUGUUGUCAUUGAAUAUCUAUAGAACGGUGCUGUAUUCUGAGCUGCUGAUUGGAAGAAUAUUUACUCAAGGCAGAACAGCGCUCCUCGCGUCAACUCUUAAACAACAAUCACAACAAACACAAACACAACACAAACACAUCCCGCGAUGCCAGCAGAUACAGACAACCUAGCAGCCACUCUGCAAGACCUCGCAGUAUCUUUACAGGCCUUUGAGCAGCAGCAACAGCAGCAACCACAGCAGUCAUCCACACCCGGACAGGGAUAUCUACCGACGGGGGAUAAUGACGAUGCCACAGCGUACCGGGAAGAGAGAUUGCUGCUAGAGCUCGAGCAGGUAAAGGCUAUGAACGCGUCGAUUGAUACCGUGCUGGAUAGCAUCAGAGUUGCCGAGUCAAAUCUUGACAGAGUCACUCGAACCACGAGAAAUGUCGACAGUUUACUAGACCUCUGGAUCCGGAUUCUGUCGCAAACAGAGCACACCCAGCGCCUCGUUUUCGACAGCGAGUGGGAGGGCGCCACAAAGGACGAGCAACUACACCAAGCCAGAUUGAUAGCUCUGGCUGCACAACAAGCGCAAGCUAGAGCGAAUGCGGAACGACGCGCGCAGGAAGCUGCGCUGGCGAACCAGAAGAAGAAAGAGGCGGAGGAACUCAAGCGGAGGCGCGACGCCGUGCUGCAGAAGCGAAUUUACGGAAAUAAACUUGGCGGUGGCGCGAAACCGGCGGCUUCGAAAUCUACCUCGAGCGCUCCAUCAACCGGGCGACGGCCUAUCAGCACCUCAUCCUCUCGAAGUACGUCCUCUCGGUCUACCGGUCUCGGGUCCUAGAUUAUAUCUCUGCUUAGUUGUUCAAGUUAUUGGGAUCUGAGGUACUGUAUGGCUAUUAGUUUUGUUUUAUCGUGGUGCUAGUAAUGAAAG
Molecule: messenger RNA, 979 nt
Organism: Myxozyma melibiosi
Lineage: Eukaryota; Fungi; Ascomycota; Lipomycetes; Lipomycetales; Lipomycetaceae
Product: DASH complex subunit Duo1-domain-containing protein
Exons: 4
Coding region: 209-889 (226 amino acids)
Biological process (GO): mitotic cell cycle
Cellular component (GO): DASH complex; mitotic spindle
Source: RefSeq, a predicted model, not a curated record